CUAGGCUUAAGUAGCCAAAGAUGAGUCGUGGAUUUUCAGAAAACAAUAACUUUCCGUAUGACAACAAUCAAAUGGUUUUGGAUAUGAUCCUGUGUUCCCUAAUUGGUGUUCCUCAGCCUAUCAACUGGGACAGCGUGGCAAGGCUAGUUCCAGGAUAUACAUCCAAAGAGUGUGCAAAAAGGUUUGAUGAACUAAAAAGCAGUGGAAGUUCACCUGUUGACAACCAGUAUAAUCCCCUGAUGGCCGCUGGCGGGAGUCCUGUGGAAACUUUAGCUACGUACAUCAAAUCCUCCUUGCUCGAUACACAGACAGAGUUUCAGGAGCCUGCUAUUGGGCAGGAUUCCAUUACUAUAACUGGAAGGGCCAGCACAACCUCCACAAGGAAUUGUUCUUCAGAAUCUGAGAAAGGUCCUGUGCAUAAAGGUGGAGACAGCACUGACGAAAGCCAGGGGCCAAAUAUGGUGAUCCAUGUGUGCGAUGAAGCUAAAAACCUCAAAGAAGAUUUUGUUUGUCCUCGAGACCUUUUGAUUUCAGAAAUGAAAUACUUUGCUGAAUAUCUGUCAGUGGAUGCCCAGCGCUGGGAAGAGGUGGACAUUUCAGUGCACUGUGACGUUCACAUCUUUGACUGGUUGAUAAGAUACGUUAAAAGGAACACUAAAGAUUCGGAAGCUAAUGAAAUGCCCACUUUAGAACCAUCAAAUGUCAUAUCAAUUCUUAUUUCUUCUGAGUUUUUGAAGAUGGAUUCAUUAGUAGAAAAAUGCAUUCAUUAUUGUCACAAAAAUAUGAAUGCUAUUGUAGCCACGCCAUGUAACAUGAAUUGUAUCAAUGCUAAUCUUGUCACGCACAUUGCUGAUCUCUUCACACACAAUGAAGUGGAAGAGUUGAAGGACAAAAGGGACAAAUUUAAGAGUAAACUUUUCUGCAAGAAGAUUGAGAGACUGUUUGAUCCAGAGUACCUAAAUCCAGAUUCUCGAGGAAAUGCAGCAACAUUAUACAGGUGUUGUUUAUGUAAAAAGCUGCUAACUAAAGAAACUGAAAGAAGAAUUCCAUGUGUACCAGGAAAAAUCAACAUAGAUCAACAUGGGAAUAUUGUCUAUGUUCAUAUAAGAGACAAAACCUGGGAAGUCCAUGAGUACUUAAUUGGCCUUCAUGAGGAACUGAAAUCUUGGCGGGAUGUUUAUUGGCGCCUUUGGGGGACUGUCAAUUGGUUGGCCUGCUCAAGAUGUAACCAAUCUUUCCUGUGUACUGAAUUCUCCCAUUGCCAGUACCAUUCGCAGCCAGUUCUUUAUCCAGGUGUAGCAAGUGCUCUGGGCUCGACUGGGACAGGAGUAUAUCCCUGUUGUAACCAAAAAGUACUUCGAUUUGAUCCUACAACCCUCCCAAAGGGCUGUGAAGUGAGGGAUCACAUGGUCGACUCACCUUCAGGAAAUGAAGAUGGGGACGCUUUGCCAUCUCAGACUACUAAAAUAUUGAAUGAUCUGCUUCAUCAUAGAGAUGUUAUUGUUGUUCCUUUCACUAAGGAUGAGAAUAGUGACUCUGGUAUUGGGCUCUGUGAUGAAAAAGGCAUUGAAUGUGAUGUGCUUGUAGAACCAAAUACGCCAUGGGGUCCCAAAACUGGAGAAAUCAAUGCUUUUCUUUCUCUGAAGAACUGGACUUUACAGCUGAAACAGCAGUCAUUGUUGUCUGAAGAAGAGGAGUAUACCACUGGCUCAGAGGUCACUGAGGAUGAAGUGGGGGAUGAAGAAGAAGUAUGCAGGAAACCAGGAAGAAAGGAAAAAUUAAAGAAAUCCUACAAGCACCCAAAGAAAGUGAUUUCUUCACCUAGCGUUCAGAAAAAGGAGAAGCCAUCUGACAAGUCAAGUUCCCGAGAUGCAUCUCCGUUCAUUGUGAGUAUGCAGCAGAACAAAUGGGAUGCCUCCAGGUCGCUAAGAUUCAACCAAGAUGCUCAAAGAGAAGACGAUCAGAGAAGAAUGUCUGAGAUUACAGGGCACUUGAUAAAAAUGAGACUGGGAGACCUUGAUCGAGUCAAGUCAAAAGACAGCAAAGAAUAUGCAGGAGGCAUUUAUUCUAGACUUGAAGCUCAGAUAAAGGCCUCAGCGCAGGUCAGUGCACGACAAAACAAUGCCGAGAAGAAUGCCAGGUCAAAAUCCCGUUUUGGUCAAGGCCGUCCAACAUAAGGACUCAUGAGAAAACUUUAGCCAGA
Messenger RNA from Pygoscelis adeliae (Adelie penguin), 2203 nucleotides. RefSeq names its product KIAA1841 ortholog (gene SANBR). Lineage: Eukaryota; Metazoa; Chordata; Aves; Sphenisciformes; Spheniscidae. The record is from RefSeq and is a predicted model, not a curated record. Bases 21 to 2177 code for a protein of 718 amino acids. The transcript is spliced from 20 exons.